Molecule: messenger RNA, 5458 nt
Organism: Hyla sarda
Lineage: Eukaryota; Metazoa; Chordata; Amphibia; Anura; Hylidae
Gene: CCDC85A
Product: coiled-coil domain containing 85A
Exons: 3
Coding region: 929-2110 (393 amino acids)
Source: RefSeq, a predicted model, not a curated record
ACUUUGUAACUUUGUUUUCCUUUUAUAACAUCUCAGCCAUUCACAGAUUAACUGGUAGAAACAUUCUUGGAAAAUUUAUGAUGGCAAAUUCAGGGAAACCCUUAUGGGAAAAGGUCAAUGCAUUGCAUUGGAUAUAAAUGUUAACAAUGUAACCGGAAGCAGCGAUAAUGUAACAUUAAUAGACAUAAACACUUUUUAAUUAUUUUCAGAGGAUAAGUGUCCUUUAGUUCAUUACAAUCUCCCUUGUUGAGUUGAAUUCAUUGCAUUUCCAGAGAGAUUAACCAAAGUGGCCACCAGAUGGCGCAGGUGAACCUACAUUAGAGACCAGCCUGCAAAUUUGUCAGCAAAGAAGAGGAAAGGGUCAGCUCAGUCGGGCUGUAUUAUCAGCAUCAGCAACAGCAGCCAGAGUGUCUUGUGUCUGCUGCAGGCAAUGGAACUCUUUUCCAAGUCAAGAACAUUGCCACUGCAGCCCAGCAGAGAAGAUCCACACAGGCAUGCCGGCAGCAGCAUCUGCAUGCUCUCAUUCAUUCUACUGCAGUAAAGCUCUAGCCAUGAGGACAUGAGAGGAGCCUGCAGAUGCUUUAAAGUAGAGUAAUUGAUUCCUAAAAGCUGCUUUUCCGAUCACUAUGGUUAUUUUAUUCUAGGAUUUUAAUCUGCGGUUUUAUGGAUUUAUUUUUUUCCCCAAGAGAAGAAUUGAUGGCAAGCAAACACCCCAUGAAUAGAAUGGCUUGGAAAAGAAUGGACUUUCUGAAGGGGUUCCUUCAUUUUUUGCAAAAUUUAGAAGUCACCCAGGGAUCUGCUUGUCUCUGUUGAGAACCUUUUUUUUUUUUUUUUUGGUUUCCUCUAGCAAACACAGUGUUGGGAGAUUGAGCAGUGAGUCCCAGCAGGGGAUUAUCCUAAAAAAGUGGAGAAAAAGUCCAAAGCAAAAAUGGCAAAGGUUGUUGGGGAAAGUUUGGUAGAAGACCUUGCCAAGGUUUCUGAUGAGGAGCUAAUGAAGUGGACUAAGGAGGAGCUGAUUGUCCGACUCCGAAGGGCAGAGGUUGACAAGAUGAGUGCUAUGCUGGAUCACAGCAAUCUGAUCCGGGAGGUGAAUAGGAGACUGCAGCUGCAUCUAGGGGAGAUCAGAGGGCUUAAGGAUGUAAAUCAGAAGCUGCAAGAAGACAACCAAGAACUCAGAGACCUUUGUUGCUUCUUGGAUGAUGACAGACAAAAAGGGAAACGAAUUUCAAGAGAAUGGCAAAGACUUGGAAGAUUUACUUCAGGAAUAAUGCAAAAAGAGGUUACUUUAUACUUGCAGAAAUUAAAGGAGCUUGAAGUAAGACAAGAAGAAGUGGUAAAGGAAAACCUUGAACUGAAAGAACUUUGUUAUUUGCUAGAUGACGAAAAAAUUGGAGUUGCUGGUAGUCGAUGUUCCAUCGACAGUCAAAAUAGCCUCUGUCAAUUGAAUACAACAACCAGCACUUUCCUACGAGAUGUCGGUGAUGGAAGUAGCACAUCCAGUGCAGGUAGCACAGAUAGUCCAGACCAUCAUAAACCAAGUUCUACCAGCAGUCCUGAACACCUUCAAAAAAGUAAAAGUGAAGGAAGUCCUGAACACCAGAAACAUGGAAGUGGAAGUCCAGAACAUCUUCAAAAGCCUAGGAGUUCAGCAAGCCCUGACCAUCAGAAACAUCUGAAAAGUGCCAGUCCAGAGCAUCAUAAAAGUGUGGGUAAAAGUAGUCCUGAGCCACAAAGGCAUACUUGUAGUAGCCCAGAAAAUCUACAAAAACAAAUAUUAAGUAGUUGUCCUGAACAUUUUAAAAAGCAUAGGUCUGGUGGUAGUCCAGAGUACCAAAAGCUCAGCAGUGGCAGUCCAGAUCAUCUCCAAAAACAUACAUUAAGUGGAAACUCAGAACAUCUUCAAAAAGCAAGGGGCAGUAGCCCUGAGCAUCUCAGACAUUUUGGAGGUAGCCCAGAACAUCUCAAACUUUUGAGUGGGAGCAACAGGGAUGGCUCCUUAAGACGACAAGUAGCAGAUGAAAUGUCAUCUCAUCACAGAAGUGUGUACAAUGGAAUGAAUGGUUGUGUGGAGGAAACUUGGAGAUGCUGCAGGUUCAUGUCCUGGAAUUAGACAUCUUUCUGGAAGUCAGUACAAAGGACCAAUGUAGACCAACAUGGAUACCGCCUAAGCCCUUGUGGAAAAAGAAUAACCUUAAAAUGAUGAUGUUACUAGUGGAAAAACGAAAACAAAACAAAAGUUACUCACAAACGCUAAGCCCCAGACAUGAUGAUGUGUCUGAACUUUUCACUGUAUAGAUUGAUACAUGGCACAACCUUGUCAAAAUUAUAAGCUGCAAAUCUGUUCUUUAAAAUAAAAGGAAUAUACACUUCUUGAUAGCACAUAUUAUAAAUACCUUCUGAUGGCACAGUUGUUUAAUACCAAAAAAAAAAAAAAAAAAAAAGAAGCUAAAGAUUUAUUUAUAAAUAAUGUUUCAGUCCAGUAAAUUAAACAUAUUGAUAUAAUGUAAGAUGUCUAACCAUAAUGAAGGUUACAUUAAAAAGUUAUUGUAGCACAACAAAAAUGUUUAGGUAUUCUAUAUAGUAAUGGUAACUGGUAAUUUUGACGUAAUGCAAAUAUGAGAUAAAAGUUUUGGUUACUUAUUUAUACUGUUCAAUGUAGAAUAUUAUUAUUACUACACCAGGCAUCUGGGGUUCAUCUCCUAUAGUAUUACUGAUAGAACAAAAUAAAAAAUAAAAAAAUGAAUAUACCACAUCCUAUUCCAUUACAGAAGCUUUUGAAAUGAUAUAAUAAAGAGACUUUUCUUUGGUUCCUACCUAUAUCCUCUUCCUAAAUAUGGUGCUGCACAAUCGUGGGCAUGCCAAAGUGCUCUAGCUUCUAUUGUUUUAAAUUUUAUUACCAAUUUUAGUAAUUAUUUUAUCAUUUUCAGUUUUAUUUAUUUUUGUAUUUAUGUUAUUUAGAUAUCAAUUAAUUAAUGAUUUGUUUUGUGUAUUUAUUUUUCUAUAGAAAAUGUAGUUCCUGAUUAGUUGUGUUUAGAGGUGCUAAAUUUAUGCUGAUUCCUUUCAGGGAAUAGAUAAAAUUAAAGCUAGUCAUGAAAAUAAAUUUAAUCAUAAUGAGAAAAAAAAAAGAUGUUUUGAAUAGAAUUUACAUAAUUUUAAAUAACCAGUGGGACCACUCUUGACUUUUAGAUGUACAUUAUUAUUAUUAUUUCAAAGUUUCAAUUAAAAAGAAUUCUAAAUAGUAUUGGUAAUUUAUAUCUUUUUGACGUUUUGGUUUGUUUUUAUAAGUUGGGGGAAAAAAUCUAAAAUUGCACUGCAUUUAUGUAACUCGAGCUUAUCUUGCAUAUGAUUCAUUGAAAGAAAGAUUGACAAAUAAUCAAAGCAUGAACUUCCAUUACUCAACUGCUAGAUGCUUUUAUUCAGAUUGCCUGAGUAUUGACCAAGAGGUGCCAUAGUUGUGUGUAGUUGGAUUUCUUCAUAUGUUAACAAUCAUUAGGUUGUGUGUAGUUAAAAUGCUUUGAUAGAUGUUUGAUGUGUUCCAACUGCUAUGAUAGUUUCUUGUAUGAAUGUGCAACAGGCUUGUUAAAAUAUAUAGUUGCUUAUUUUUUCACUUUAAAUAUAUAAUAGGAAUGCAACAAUCUUCUAUUUUGUAAAAUAUAAUAUGAAAUUAUAUUGACAUAUUUGAAAAAAUUGUUGUUUCAGUAUUCAUUGUUUCUAUGAAUUUAGAAAAUAAUUAUGUAGAACUAAAAUGACAUCUGACUGCAGACAGAGACCUGAUUGUUAGAACAUCUCUUCACCCACCCCCAGUAAGAGGUGUAAAUUACAAUUUAAUAUGCUAAAUACACAGACAAGGCCUGCCUGGCCAAUAAUCAAAAUCUCAAUGAAAUAAUUGAGCACAUAGAAGUUACCUCCAUGUUAAUUUUGUGCAUCUGACUGCCCAAAAUACCAAAAUACGGGCCUGGUAUGCUUAAAAAGUAUAAAGAAAAGUAAUGCAAACAGACCCCUCAUAUGCCAAGCUUUGUUAGCUGACAGGUGCCCUACUAAAAUUCCCAAAUGCAUUUACUACUUACAAAUUGUAUGAAACCAAAGUAUAACAUAAAUUUUUUCCCAAUGGCAAAGUUAUAGAGUUUGCAGACUCAGCAUUCACUUCUAAGCUCUGAAACAUUCUAUCCAUAAAUAUUUGAAAAUGUUGACUUUGGCAGAUUGACGUCUUCAUUAUUGUAAUAUGGCAGAUAUAUCUCUAUCUUUAUACACAGAAAGGCCUUUGUGCAGCUUCUGAACUGGAGCCUAAGAUAUUUCAUGCCUCUGCAUUUGAGAUAUAUAAAUGUUUAUUUCAUUUUAUCUACAUAUCACAAGGGCACACCAUAUAGUUACAUAAUUAAUAGGUAUGAAAAAAGACAAGAAUCCCUCAAGUUCAACCUUACUGUUUUGCAGUAAGGUUUUGGUAUCCGUGGCCUGCAUACAGUAGCCUCAGUUCAGGUUAGCUGCAUCCCUUAUAUUAAUGGAUGAAGGUGAGAUGUGUAGAAAUGUAUUUUCAAAAGGUCCUAUGACAUUAACCCCUAGAAGAUCCAUGAGGUAAAUGUACGGCAUGACCGUAAUUUGGGGAGCGCCAGCCAGUGCUGUACUCGGGUCUCUUCAACAUUCAACACUCCCAUAGAAUAAUGGAGCACAUGCUGUCUGUGGAUAGGAAAUAAGUAACUUUUCAUUGGAGUUUUCCUUUAAGGACCCCACACACUUCCCAUACUGUAACCCCUUUACUGUACAUAUCACUAAGCAUGUUCCCCAGUUAAUGGGCCAUUUCUUUAUGUCCAUAUGUGUGCAACAGUGUAGAUAAAAGAGGAUGUUGGAAUUGGUAAAUAUGACAAAACAUUGGCCCUCAUUUACUAUUGCAAACCCAACAUGUUUUGUCGCGUUGUGUGCCAGAUUCUGUCGCAUUGCGCCAGAUUUUGCACCAGAAUUUGCGCCAGAAUUGAAAAAAUCCUGACUUACUUUCCAUUUUGCUAAGAAAACCCGAAAAAGGGGCGUGGCUGCUGUGAAAGGGGACGUGGUCUCCGAAAAGGGGCGUGUUCCCAACAUUUUCACAAAAAAACAACAUAUUUUCUAAGGUUUCCACAGAAAAUGUGAUGGAUUUGAGCUGAGGAAAAACAGACAGAUCAGAACAUGUGUCAAAAAAGCAAAGUGUAGGGAAAGUGGAAAAUGUAGGGAAACCUUAGUAAAUACCGUGGAAAAUAAAUUGUAGGGAAUUAAAACCCACAAAGAAACCUCCACAACACUAUUAGUAAAUAAGGGCCAUUAAAUUUAAACAAGGCUGGUUUACAGGACUUUGGUAAAAAGUUUAGUUGGGACCAAACAAAUUCUGUCCAAACCUCAACUUCACCAAUAACACUUAAAGCCCUGUAUAACACUGGAAGGUCAUCUAGGAGUGUAUAGAAGUACUUUUAGGCAGAUUUAGGCCAAAAUG